Messenger RNA from Melitaea cinxia (Glanville fritillary), 651 nucleotides. RefSeq names its product mediator of RNA polymerase II transcription subunit 28 (gene MED28). The transcript is spliced from 5 exons. The record is from RefSeq and is a predicted model, not a curated record. Gene Ontology annotation, cellular component: mediator complex. Lineage: Eukaryota; Metazoa; Arthropoda; Insecta; Lepidoptera; Nymphalidae. Bases 91 to 651 code for a protein of 186 amino acids.
UACGUCAAGAGAGCAACACAACAAUUCAUUUUCAUUUGAUAGUGUCAUAAGAAAGAAACGCUUCUGUGAUCGAUAAAUAAACCGUUCAAAAUGGCGACCCCGACUAAUGGAAGCGGCAAUUUGGUAGAAGAAUUCGAGGAAUCGUUUCAGGCAUGUCUAAACGUGCUGACGAAGCAAGAGGCGUCCCCGUGCGUCGAGAAGGAGGAGGUCAAGGUCGAAGUCGAGAGGUUCAUCGACCUCGCGAGGCAGAUGGAGGCGUUCUUCUUGCAAAAGAGGUUUCUGCUGUCAGCGAUGAAGCCAGAACUGCUCGUGAAGGAGGACAACAACGAGCUCAAGUGUGAGCUUCAGCGCAAGGAGGAAUUGCUCCGAAGACACUACGACAAGAUCAGCCAGUGGCAGAACCUGCUUGCUGAUUUGCAGGGCCACACCCAGUACAACAAGUGCCAGCAACAAACCCCUCAACCGGCCCUACAGCAAGCCGCGUCCCCCAUGCAGCAACCCUGCAGCGUCCAGCAGAGCGUACAGGCGCAGCAAAUGGCCGCCGCUGCAGCACAGCAGGCGCUGCAGCAACAAGCGCUGCAGCAACAGCAGGUAGCGACCCCGCGCCCGCCGCCUCCGCCCGCCUACCCUGCCUCCGUGCAGCGGCGGUAG